GCUCUGAGUAAACGAGACUAGCUGUGCUCCAACUCUCGCGAUAUUUCCACAGUGGGUCGCGGAGCAGUAUGGCAGCCGUGGCGCUGAGGUCCUGCCGCAGAGGACUUUCACACAUUUUAAGUAAUGGAGGGCUUGCUGCUUUGUCGUCACUGCGCCCGGAAGGGGUCAGCAGGCACAAGUCCACGGUCCAGUACGCUUCACGACCGGACCUUCCGAAGCUGGCCUACAGGCGAGUGAAGGGCAAGAGCCCCGGCGUGCUCUUCCUCCCGGGAUAUGGCUCCAACAUGAACGGGCAGAAAGCCGAGGCUCUGGAGGAGUUCUGUAGGUCACUGGGACACUCGUACCUGCGGUUUGACUACACAGGGCACGGGGCCUCGGAGGGGGUCCUCUCAGAAGGAACUAUUGGCACCUGGAAAAAAGACGUCCUUUACGUGUUGGAUGAGUUAGUCGAGGGGCCACAGAUAAUGGUGGGUUCCAGUAUAGGCGGAUGGUUCAUGCUGCUGGCGGCAAUUGCGAGACCAGAGAGGACCGCCGCACUGGUGGGCAUCUCAACUGCCGCCGAUCACAUUGUCACAUUGUUCAACUCUCUUCCCCUGGAGACUCGCAAGGAGUUUGAGGAGAAGGGUGAGUGGACGUUGCCCACCAAGCACUCGGAGGAGGGUCUUUACAAGUUUAACAUGAACUUUCUGCGAGAGGCGGAAAACCACUGCGUGCUGCAGAGUCCGAUCCCCAUCACCUGUCCCGUGCGGCUCAUCCACGGCCUCAAAGACGAGGACGUCCCCUGGCACAUCUCCAUGCAGGUGGCGGAGCGCGUCCUCAGCAACGACGUGGACGUCAUCCUGCGGCGACACGGCCAGCAUCGCAUGUCCGAGAGGGACGACAUCAAGCUCAUGGUGUACACUAUUGAUGAUCUCAUAGACAAGCUGACCACUCUGGUCUGAGUAAGGGGGCGGGGAAGCGAGCAUAAGGAUAGAAGGACUGUGUUUACUGGGAAGUCGAUCCUCAAGAAAUUUACCAAACAACGGCGUGUUUCUCUACUGAGUAUGACCGCUUUUCUUUUUCUUCUUUUUUCCCUGUUAUCUUCAUUUGUCAUGUCAACAUGCCGUUACAGUGCAAACUUUAAUGAAAGGGAGCUUCCCUGUUAGCGGUUCCCUCAUAUCUUCAGGUUGGAUUUGUAUGUCCCAAGUUAUUAUACUGAGUGUUAUUUUGGCCUUUUGUUAGGUCCGCUGUCCCUGUUCUUGCCUAUUUGACUGUUCUUUACUUAGCCGCAUAGCUUUCCUGUGCCUUUUUUAGUCACUUUUCACCUGUUUUGGCCAAUAAAACCUCUGCACACUGAA
This is a messenger RNA of Gasterosteus aculeatus aculeatus (three-spined stickleback), 1337 nucleotides long. It is a transcript of the gene abhd10b, whose product is annotated as abhydrolase domain containing 10, depalmitoylase b. Gene Ontology annotation, biological process: protein depalmitoylation. Gene Ontology annotation, molecular function: palmitoyl-(protein) hydrolase activity; hydrolase activity, hydrolyzing O-glycosyl compounds. Gene Ontology annotation, cellular component: mitochondrion. NCBI's taxonomy places the organism in Eukaryota, Metazoa, Chordata, Actinopteri, Perciformes, Gasterosteidae. The record is from RefSeq and is a predicted model, not a curated record.